Messenger RNA from Chenopodium quinoa (quinoa), 1875 nucleotides. RefSeq names its product UV radiation resistance-associated gene protein-like. Gene Ontology annotation, biological process: SNARE complex assembly. Lineage: Eukaryota; Viridiplantae; Streptophyta; Magnoliopsida; Caryophyllales; Amaranthaceae. Gene Ontology annotation, molecular function: SNARE binding. The transcript has 6 exons. Gene Ontology annotation, cellular component: lytic vacuole; endosome. The record is from RefSeq and is a predicted model, not a curated record. The coding region runs from base 371 to 1405 and encodes 344 amino acids.
AGUUUUUUUUUUGUCGGUAGGGAAAAGGGCCCUAUAAAAGUGGGAGUUGAACCCUUAACAGGUCCACCCAGCCGUGUUCAUUUCGUGAUAAUAGGUGAUCACAUAAUGUUUGUUUGGAUCUUAGGCUGGUAACGCUGGCAUAAUUAUACCGACUAGUGCAGUACGUCGUGUGUAGACUCGGUUUCCCCUUCGCCUUUCUCUUCUUUCUCCUCCUCUUGUAUGCGCCCAAGAUCUUCCACCACCUUCUUCAAUGCUGAAAUGAAAUUGAAAUUGAUGACGAAUUUGUUCCAUCUUCUUCAACUUCCCCCGAUUUUUAAUUCCCAAAUUCUCUCAAUUUACACUUUCCCUUUUCAUUUUGAUUUUGGAAUUGAUGGAUCCCCAACUCAAAGUGAUUCAAUGGCAAGAUUUUGAACAAGAACUUGCGAGGUUAUCCAGUCUUUCAUCUGCUCUCCAACAAGCUCAGCACAAGAAACUCGCUCUUCAGCGUCACCUUCAAACCCUAAUUCAGGUACAAUCGGAAUCCUUGAGUCGGAGGAAUCAACUCGAUGAAAUUUCUGAAAGAUUGGAAGAUAGAAAGCUGGUUAUGGGAAACAUGUUGAUGCAAGCUAAGGUGGUAGAAGAACAUGCUAAGACUAAAGAGGACCACCUUGCUACUGAAAUUAAGUCUCUACUUGUUUCCGGGACAUCUCUUUCAGUUGCACGCAAAAGACUGCAGGAAUCUGGUAGAUUACUUGCUGGAGAAAAGGGUCUUGCUCAACUAAAUGGUCUGCGAAAGAUGCUUAGAGUGAGACAACAACACAUGGUUUCCCAAGUUGCAUAUCUUUAUCCAGUCAAGACCAUGGUUGGCGCAACUCAGGAGCUUGAACUUGAUUCAUUUCCGGGUGGGAGCAGAUCAGGGACUCCUGGCGGAACUCUAGAUGAGAACAAAUCAAGGAACCAAGGGAUCUUAACUAUUUCAGGUGUACAGCUGAAUAUGCUUCCUUUUACACAGUUAACUUUUUUCACUGAUAAGAAGCAGGUUCAGAGGUCGACAACUGCUCUUGGAUAUGUUGCCCAUGUUAUCUCACUCAUAGCUACAUAUUUACAUGUCCCUUUGCGUUAUCCUUUGCGCAUUGGUGGUUCUCAUUCGCAUAUUAAAGACUAUGCACCUUCAAUUGAUCCCACAUCUUCCGGAUCUUCCUCAACUGCCUUGGCCUCUGCAAAUACGAAGUGUUUGGAAUUUCCCCUUUUUUUAGAUGGGCAAGAUGCCACCAGAGCAGCGUAUGCUAUAUUUUUAUUGAACAAGGACAUAGAGCAGCUGUUGAAUUAUGUUGGGAUUAAAAGCUUAGGGCCGCGACAUGUAUUGGCUAAUCUGAAGGAGCUGUUUAAAACCAUACUCUCACCAGACUUUAUAGAAAGUGAAUGAUAUCAGGCUUUGUAAAUUAGGUAUAGUUUUGUAAAUGGUUUUUCUUCUUCUUCUUCUUCUUCUUCUUCUUCUUCUUCUUCUUCUUCUUCUUCUUUUAUUUCCCCCCCUACUCAGAAUGGGUGCAAAUCCUUUUAUACCCCUUGAGCACCUGAUUAAAACUCAAACAUCUACACGGAGAUGAUGUGUAUUCUUUGUGAAGCCGGCAUAGGAUUGGCUGUGUCACAUAACUGAAAUUGCAUUCUUUGCCCUCCUUAUCUGUAGUUUAGUUUAUGAGGUCUGAUGCUGUAUUCUGUAUACAACAGAAAAUCCCAAGGAUAAGCAUAGUGUAGUAUACGAUGACAACUAACUGAGUAAUAUUGAUGUAGCAGACUAAAUUUUAAGAAUUGCAAAAUUCUAUGAUUACUUGUAUACUUAUGAUUUUUUUUACAUUAUGUGCUACGAAGAAUAUGUUACUGUAGUUGUUGAAUAUU